AUGGCAGGCAACUCAUCCCAUUCGGAUCCGACAUUCCUUGCCAAGCUUGCCCGUCGUCGGCAAAUGGACUACGAUGCUAUAAUUUUGUUUGCGGCGGCCAUUGCUGGCCUUUACCUUGCAAUUUGCAUCCUCUCUCUUCUGAGGCGGCUUUGUGUUGAGGUAGGUGCCUCGCGCAAACCAAGCGUCAUCACAGCGAUCCUGAGGCAUGUGAGAGCUUCUACUCUAGGGAAUAUUCCGGGACUGCCAUCAGGAGGGUAUACUUUUGUGAUUCUUGGUUACCUGAUCAUCAACAUUGUUGUCACUUUCACACACUUGGACAACCAAAACAUGCCGCUUCUUUCUAAUGUGGCCUCUCGAACUGGAUGGAUGGCCAUUGGCAAUUUACUCAUUGUCGUUCUCCUUUCUCUCAAGAACACCCCCGUCGUCAUCUUAUUGAACUCGUCCUAUGAGCGCCUUAACAUACUCCACCGUCUAGCUGGUUAUACCACCCUUAUCUUUUCCAUCGUUCACGCGUGCACUUAUGCUGCCGUAUUUGGGGCCCAAGACUUUCUAGAGCGCUUGCUUGUGAAGGAAGAAAUCUUUGGCAUGGUUGCUCUGGGCUCAUUCAUCAUACUUGCAUUUGCGGGCGCUGUCCUUCGAGCGUGGUGGUAUGAGCUGUUCUACUACCUCCAUGUGACUUUCUGGAUUAUCGCUGUCAUCAUGACUGGUCUUCAUCAGCCAGAGCCCAGCAAGAAAAUUCUGUACGUUAUUUGCAUUUCCGCCGGGAUUUGGGCACUCGAUCGCAUCGUUCGCCUCGCCCGCUUGAUCGCCAACGGCGUCAACAAUACUGCCACACUCACACCACUCCCUAAUGGCGGAACCCGUGUGACACUCGCAAAAACUCCCUUUGGAUCUACAUCCGGAAAACACGGCUUCCUUUGGAUCCCUGCAGUGCGCGCCGUCGAAACUCAUCCGUUUACCAUGGUUGCCAUCAAUCCCCUGGAGUUCGUCGUGGCAGCAUAUGAUGGGUUUACUCAAACACUGCACGACUGUGCACUCCAAAACCCUGGUAUCAAGUUGAAAGCAUCAGUCGAGGGCCCUUAUGGUACCCUGCCUGAUGUCAGAGGGUACGACAAAGUCAUACUCAUAGCAGGAGGCAGCGGCGCUAGCUUUACAGUUGGUGCAGUUCUCGACAUGAUCAAGAAACUGGACACGAGUACAGACAUUGCUAUCGAGUCUAUCUGGAUGAUAAGAAACCAAGCAUUCCUUUGUUGGUUCGCACAGCAUCUCGAGACCCUGCACCAGUAUCGCCGUGUCUCAAUAAAAGUCUACGUAACACGAGCUUCAACAGCCGAGACCGUCCCUCAAAGGCACCCUUCCACAUCUUCAAAUACAUCCUCUAGUAGUGGGUCCGUGGAUCUCGACCCAGAGAAAGAGGUGCUCGCUCAAAACAACUCCAAUACCAGACCAUCGCCCGACCUCGGGAGAGAUGGCGAUCCAUUACCUGCAGCACAUCCAUUCACAGGCAACACCGCUAUCUAUUCCGGAAGGCCGGAUAUCGCUUCUCUCGUCAAAGAAAGCGUAGAAAGCAUACCGUCUGACAAGCGGGUGCUAGUUAUGGGUUGUGGGCCAAAGACGCUUAUGUCGGCCGUCCAGGAUGCUACAGCUGAUGCUAUCAUGGAUAACGGGGCAGGCGUAGAGUUGCAUCUGGAGAAAUUUGGGUGGUGA
Molecule: messenger RNA, 1707 nt
Organism: Fusarium coffeatum
Lineage: Eukaryota; Fungi; Ascomycota; Sordariomycetes; Hypocreales; Nectriaceae
Exons: 4
Coding region: 1-1707 (568 amino acids)
Biological process (GO): iron ion transport; copper ion import; intracellular iron ion homeostasis
Cellular component (GO): plasma membrane
Molecular function (GO): ferric-chelate reductase activity
Source: RefSeq, a predicted model, not a curated record